UUACAAUUUUUUUGUAAAAUUUCUUUCCUAUAUAUAAAUGAUCCGAUCCUCUAUAUUAGUGCGACUGUGCGAGUGAAAAGGAAGGUGGAAAAAGGCGAAGCAAACCAUGGUGACGCAGGAAGUAAGCGAGUCCACCACCGUCAGGAUCCUCUGCUCUAAAGCAGUAAGCAGCGGAGCCGAGCCGGGCCUCCAUUGGCUAAUCGGAUCUCCAUUUCUCCCGCCUUUCACCGUCGUUUCCGCCUUCAAAUGCAUUCACUUUCAGCCCAACACCAGUUCCCCGGAUUUUGCUAGAGAAUCGGAGGAUAUUCGAACGCUGCUAGUCAAGGGUUUUGAAGUAAUUGGAGCGUUGUUAGUUGGCAGCAGCUCGGAUACUGAAAGUGCAGGCCGUGAAGCUCUUGAUUUUGCCCGUAAACUGAGAAAGCUCCUCUCCGACGAGGGAGAAGCGAAAUCGGCGAAUUGGGAAUUGAUAGGCGCAGUUUCAGGAUCAGCGAAUGGCGAUCUUCGGUUCAUUGUAUGCAAGAAUGGGAACUCGACGAGGAUUGAAGGUAUCAAUUCUGUUGCUUACGAAGAUCACCCUGAGAAUUUCGUUUGGGAGAGCGGUUGUCUCUUACGAUGCGAGCUCCCGAUCAAGUUGCCUUUUUAUGUUCCAGUGGGCAACCAGUCUGGCGCUGAGAAGAUGUUUGGCAAUGCAAUUGAAGCAGUCAUUGGUAAGUUCAAAGAACCACAGGCUGUAUACUGCCUGGAAAUGUUAUGCAAGGACUCUGCAGAAGGGCCCGUGAUUCUUCGUGCUGUGGACUUGGAUUUUAAAGCAGAACUCUCUGUGGUGAAGUCUACGGGUGAUGAAUCAUCGGAAGUUUCUGAUUUGAAAGAUUUGAAAUGUGCGCAUUUCUGUUCAAAGAGUAAAUCCACCCCUUCAACUUUGUCAAUAGAGAAUGCAGAUACAAUCCAAGUGAGUGUGCUACUUAAUAAAUCAGCAAAAUCUCCAAAGGCCAGCGUACCAAUUGCAGAAUAUUUUCCAGCUUUGGAAGAAACAAAACUUCUGGUUGCUGAGUUAAAGCUAGACGUUAUCUGCUAUGCGGCCAAAGAUGUGCCGCUUCAAGUUGCUGUUUCGAAGCUGGUAGUCCCUGCUUUAGUUGACCAGUUGAAUUCAAUGAAGAGAUUAUUUGUUCCGAAUCUUGUAGCACAGCAUCCCCGGCUGUAUCCUUAUCACUUUAAUCCACCAGGGCUGUUGCAUCCAAUAACUGUUAUCUAUGAACUCAAUUAUGGGGAGGAAGAAAUGAAGCAAGUGGACGUCAGAAAAUCUUUGCACUUGAGAUUGGGAUUACCUGUUGAUCGUCCUCUCCUAAGAAUCGCCAAUGCCCUGAAUCUCUCUUCGCUGAAAGAUAAUCCUGCGAGAAACUAUGGGCGGAAAGGCACCAGUAUGCUCAAGGAUGUACACAUUGGGAUUAAUACUAGUGGAGUCUCUGGAGGUGUCACCUCUCUUGUUCAGGGUUCUUAUGAAUACUAUCACUAUCUUCAGGAUGGCUUUGAUGACUCGGGCUGGGGUUGUGCCUACCGCUCUCUGCAGACUAUUAUCUCGUGGUUCAAACUUCAGCAUUAUACAGCCGUUGAUGUCCCUUCUCAUAGAGAAAUACAACAAGCACUCGUCGAAAUUGGUGACAAAGAGCCCCCUUUUGUGGGAUCCCGAGAUUGGAUUGGUGCCAUCGAGUUGAGCUUUGUCUUGGAUAAGCUUCUUGGUGUAAGUUGCAAAAUCAUGAACGUCAGAUCAGGAGCCGAGCUUCCUGAAAAGUGUAGAGAGCUGGCACUUCACUUCGAGAAUCAAGGCACACCGGUUAUGAUCGGAGGAGGUGUUCUUGCAUACACCCUGCUGGGAGUGGACUACAACGAGGGAACUGGGGACUGCGCAUUUCUGAUACUGGAUCCUCAUUACACAGGGAACGACGAGCACAAAAAGAUAGUGAAUGGGGGAUGGUGCGGUUGGAAGAAAGCUGUUGAUAGCAAAGGAAAGAAUUUCUUCUUGCACGAUAAAUUCUACAAUCUCCUGCUCCCGCAGCGCCCCAACAUGGUUUAGCUUUUCCUGAUUUUGAUUACCGGACCCGAAGUGAAGAUUUCCGUUGCUAAUUAGCGCGAUCACAUUCAGCUGCUCUGUUUUGUGGAAACUAAAUAUAGAUCUUGUUCAUGGCAGAUAUGUUUUCCCCCCUUUGUUCUUUUCAUUUUGUCUGGGUUGAAUUUGCUUUGAAUACUACUGUGGGUGGUGAAAUGGCAUCGGCUAACGAUGUAUCAUAGCUAGGGCUGUCAAAAUGGGUUUGGUGCUGUUAAGAAAACCGAUAAGCUUUUUCUAAUUGGAUACAGAAGGGAGAGGAACUUAUGUAGUACAUAUGACGAAGUGGGUUUGGUUGGUUAGCCAUCGACGAUGGCGAAUAAUAGUACAGAGCGUCGGGUCGACCGAAGUUGAAGAUGAGAAGCAUCGAGUUGCAAACGUUUGAAUGUCGGGGUAGGGGAGAAGUGAUUAUUUUAAUGCAUUUGUUUAUUUUUAUUUUUAAUCAUCAAACAAUCUAAAUUAAUUAUUUUUAUUUCAAUUAAUUGUGCGUAUCCGGCGUUCAAAUAUA
This is a messenger RNA of Linum tenue, 2609 nucleotides long. The record is from the annotation of a GenBank genome assembly. Lineage: Eukaryota; Viridiplantae; Streptophyta; Magnoliopsida; Malpighiales; Linaceae.